AUGGCGGACAUGCCCAUUGUCCUCGACGGAGGAACCGGCUUCCUCAAGGUCGGAUAUGCCGCGCAGAACUUCCCCGAGCACCAGUUCCCCUCAAUAGUGGGGCGGCCCAUACUGCGGACUGAGGAACAGGCUGGCGACAUUAUUGUCAAGGAUAUCAUGUGCGGAGAUGAAGCUGCCGCUGCCAGAUCAAUGCUUCAGAUCAGUUAUCCUAUGGAGAACGGAAUCGUGAAGAACUGGGAUGACAUGCAACACCUAUGGAAUUACACAUUUUAUGAGAAGAUGAACAUCGAUCCCACCGGUCGCAAAAUCCUCCUUACAGAACCCCCCAUGAACCCCCUAAAGAACCGCGAGAAGAUGGCCGAGGUCAUGCUGGAAGGCUACAACUUCGGAGGUGUAUACGUCGCUAUUCAAGCUGUGCUUGCGCUAUACGCCCAGGGUCUGAGCAGCGGUGUGGUCGUGGACUCCGGUGAUGGUGUUACGCACAUCAUUCCUGUUUAUGAAUCUACCGUUCUUAACCACCACAUCCGUCGAUUGGAUGUUGCGGGCCGUGAUGUCACCCGUAACCUGAUCGCCCUCCUCCUUCGCCGCGGUUACGCCUUGAACCGUACCGCCGAUUUCGAGACGGUGCGCCAGAUUAAGGAGAAGCUUUGCUAUGUUUCUUAUGACCUGGAGUUGGAUAAGAAGCUCUCAGAGGACACAACAGUCCUUGUAGAGUCCUACACUCUCCCCGACGGUCGCGUCAUCCGUGUGGGAAGUGAGCGCUUCGAAGCUCCCGAAUGUCUCUUCCAGCCUCACCUUGUGGAUGUGGAUCAACCCGGCAUCGCCGAAUUGCUCUUCAACACUAUCCAGGGUGCCGAUGUGGAUGUUCGUACUAGCUUGUACAAGGCUAUUGUGCUCAGUGGAGGAAGCAGCAUGUACCCGGGUCUGCCAUCGCGACUGGAGAAGGAGCUGAAGCAGCUGUGGCUCACACGUGUACUACACGGAGAUCCGGAGAGAUUGAACAAAUUCAAGGUGCGGAUUGAGGAUCCGCCACGACGGAGACACAUGGUCUUCUUGGGUGGUGCCGUCCUUGCCAACCUGAUUGCCGAUAAGGAGGAUAUGUGGGUCAGCAAACAAGAAUGGGAGGAACAGGGCGCUCGUGCCCUGGAAAAGCUUGGCCCAAGAUAA
Molecule: messenger RNA, 1167 nt
Organism: Aspergillus alliaceus
Lineage: Eukaryota; Fungi; Ascomycota; Eurotiomycetes; Eurotiales; Aspergillaceae
Product: actin-related protein 2
Exons: 7
Coding region: 1-1167 (388 amino acids)
Biological process (GO): Arp2/3 complex-mediated actin nucleation
Cellular component (GO): actin cortical patch; Arp2/3 protein complex
Molecular function (GO): actin filament binding
Source: RefSeq, a predicted model, not a curated record